CUUCCCUGUUUCGCUCCCUGGAAACCAAAUCUAGCCCAUUGAUCGUGUCACCACUCAGUAGGCUCCGGCGCUCCGCCAGCUUCAGCCAGACCAAAAACCGUCUCUCCUGUCGUCCAUAGUCGUGUGCCCAUGUACCCGCGCGUGAACCCAGACGCGCUGCCGGCCCCGGGCAACCUUGAGAUGGGCCACACUAUUCCGUACCCACCGCCGCUGCCGCCGGAGGAGGUCCUGCCCGUGACCGUGAUCCAGCAGCGGCACGGCGCCGGGGCCGCGCCUGACAGGAACAGCCGCGAGGACCUUGACCCCAGCGCGCUGCUCGUGGGUGCCACGCUGAUCACGAUGCUCGCGUUCCUGCUCGGCUCCAGCGUCCCCGGCGGGUACUGGCCGCAGGACACGCCGUCGGGGGACGGCAACGGCAGCAGGAUGUACCGCGCCGGAGACCCCGUCAUGCGCGACCUGCACCGGCCGAGGUACUGGGUGUUCAGAGUGGCGAGCUGGGCGGGGGUCGCGAGCUCCAUGGUGCUGACGCUGAGCCUGCUGGUGAGGAUGGCCGUGGCCUCGCGCCACGUGCGGUGGUCGUUCGCGGUGGCCUACGCUAGCCUGCUCCUCACCUUCGCGGCGUCGCAGACCAGGACGCACCUGUCGCUGGACAUCAUCCUCUGCCUCGCCGUCCUCCUCGUUUCCUGGCUCAUCACCAGCGUCCGCGAGGAGAACCGCGCGUGCGUCAUGAAGGUGCUCUGCUGCAGCAGCAGCAGCCGGGACAGCUAAACAGAACCUUUUUUUCGGCAGCAGUACCGUUCAAUCCUCUCAACUUUUGCUUGUUCGUUGGUGAUGCGAUGCUUGCUUAAUUAAAUGGAUUUCCUCUGAGCUCAGUGAAAAUUAUAGUUAGGCACGAGAGAAGCCGCAAAGAUAUGUGGUAAAAUUUUAUGUGCAAGCGGUGUGUUGUACUCUACCUAUCCUUCUUGUGAUAUCUGAUAUAUAUCGAAAUUCGAAACUGUAUCCUUGUUUGAGCGUGUUACUGCUUCCAUAUACAUAAGUUGGCGUGGUUAUGUAAAUGUAAGAAAAGAAGAGUUUGUUGAAAUUAUCUGGAUUUACUAUUC
Messenger RNA from Sorghum bicolor (sorghum), 1100 nucleotides. RefSeq lists its product as uncharacterized. The record is from RefSeq and is a predicted model, not a curated record. Bases 130 to 768 code for a protein of 212 amino acids. Lineage: Eukaryota; Viridiplantae; Streptophyta; Magnoliopsida; Poales; Poaceae. The transcript has a single exon.